GUGAUCAGAGAGAGAAAGAGAGAGAGAGAGAAAUGAAGAGAGCCCUCUAGAGCUAGCGCCCAUCAUUCAGCCCAAGACAAAAAGAGAGUGAUCAUCACCCGUGUCCUUGCAGAGAAAUAGAGAAAAGAGGAUGACCAUUACAUGGAGGACAGGUGUCAUGCUGAUGCUGAUGUUUUUUUCUUCUGCAGAGGCUUCAUUGAAUGAACCGGUCAUCUGCUACAUACUGGACGGAGUCCUGAUUCUCUACUCCAUCAUCACCACCGUUCUAUUCUUCAAAGUGAAGUGGGGCAAGUCUGUAACUGCACCUGUGGAGGACUCCACAUAUGCAGAACUCCUGACGGGUACUAUUGCUGACGACUAUGAGGAUCUAAGGACUGACCAGACUGCAGCUACUAGACGGAAGCGCAGACAGGAAGCUAGUAGCGACACAUACCAGGCUCUCCAGAUAAAAGAUGAUGGGAGUGAGGCCUACCAGGUGAUCGAGUCCAAGGGGAGGACUCGCAAGAAGGACAAGAAAGCCAAGGUCCCCCCGCCUCUCAGUGCAAACACCCAGACUCAGACCCAGCCCUCCGCCCUGCCACCACCUCCAAACUGAUCUGACCCAGUCAGCCCUCGGCACGGAGGCAGCUGUUUACUCCAUUGGCAGAUCUCCCCUGCACUGAUCCCAGUCAGCCCUCGGCACAGAGGCAGCUGUUUACUCCAUUGGCAGAUCUCCCCUGCACUGAUCCCCCAGUCAGCUUAUAUCUCUGAAGAUAACAGCAUAGAAGGUUAUCUGCUUUCUAGCUAUAGCAGUGUUCUACUCCUGAGCUCAACUCCCUGCUCUGUUAUUGCAUGUUACAAAUCAGCAGAAACGUGUGCAUGUCUUAUCUAUGUGUAUUAUCAUGUCAUUUGUUAAGUUUAUCGACUGCUUUCUGUGCCCUUUAUGGCUGUAUGUGGUAAUGUUGAUAUUUUCAACAUGAUAAAAGACACAGUACACGUUCCAAUGUUAAAACACUUGGAAAAUGGUUUAAUGAUGUUUACAACUAAAGAGAACUGUACAGUUACAGUAAAAUAUUGUUUAUAUAUAUAUAUAUAUAUAAACAAAUAAAAUACAGCAGACAAAUGCAUCAAAUCUACCAUGUGUCCUGAUUCACAUACUUUAAAAUGUUCUACACAAUCUUUGAGUUCUAUAUGCCACCACCCGCCAUGUCUGGAGGGGGGCGUUUCGUAGUCGGAUCGGAGGCAUGUGUCCAUAGUGAGCAGUGUUCUAGUCCAAACUGGAACGGUAGAACCGCGCGUCACAACGACAGCGUGGCUCCCAGAGUUCUAGAGUGACAAGACGGAGAUUAUUCAGAGGAAAGACUACAGUCUGGGACGAUACAGUGGACACAUUCCUUUAGUUUAGCCCAAACUUAUUUUACAGAAUGCAUUUCUCAAAAAUCCACAAACAGUAGUAAUAUGUACAGGUUUACCUUAUUUAGUUUUUUAUAUAUUUUUUUAAACCAUGGUCACUUGGGCCGUGUUGACUGAUAUGAUCACACACAUAAUUUGACACACCCAAAACAUACAAAAAUACUAUAUCUUUAACCUACCAAGUGUAAGACAGUUCUGCAAUUAGUUCCAUGCUGUGACAGAAAAAGAGCGAUACACCAAACAAACGAGAAGUUUUUCAUUUAGGUUUCUCAGAAAUAUACCAAAAUAUACAUCUAUGCUUUGGAAUUACUGAGGCUAGAACUAAAGCCAGUGCUGGGGUUGUCUCUUAAUACACAAGCUGCAGGGUGAGAGGAAGGGAGAGAGAGCGAGUGACAGGACAGAGAGUUAUCUUUGGUAUCUGCGUUUGUAAAACAUUAAAUAUUUGGAUAUUUUUGCAUUGGGAUAAUGCUUGUGAGAUCCUACAACUCCCCACUUGGAAUAAAGCAUCAAACAAAGCUUCCCUGGGACCCCAUUGGCCAAAGAGUUUAGCCAAUCGGACACAGGCCAUGCAGAGUGAAGGACCAUGAUGCAUAGUGUCAAAGCUGAACAGAGAGAAUCGAGAAACAUAAUAAGAAAUGAGGGAGGGAAUGUAAGAAAGAAAACGGUGAUGAGACAGAGAGACAGAAACAGUACCCUAGAACCAGAGAAUGUGUAUCUUAGAGACAAUGUGUCCUGGCAACUACAAUGCACUGACUGUACCCAAGAGGCAGAAACAGUGUAUUUUCGUGACAGUCUUUGAACAUGUGUGUCCUAGCAACAGUUCUUCAGACAGACAGAUAGAGACAGUGAGUCCUGAGCAUAAACAGUGUGCACAGGAUCAACCCUCAGUGUGUAUUAACAAACAUCACCCAGCCACCACGGGAUUGGUUAAUUGACCUGUCCAUCAGAGAAGCCCACUUUGCCCCUCCACACUCAACCUAUCCCCAUCCACAGGCACUGCUACAGGUACCAGUUGUGUCCACGGUGCACACACAGCUCUGCCAUAUAGGUGUAUUGACUUUACAGGUGUGCACAGCUGAAUGUGUGUAUCAUGGGAUAGUGAGGCAGAGAGGGGUGAGAGAUGGUGUAGUCCAUAUACAAUCACUUAGAAGUCUUUGGUUAAUGUUCCCACAGGAAAGAAAGAGAGCACACCAGGUGAACAGACACACACACACCAACAUCUACAUUCAGAAUCUAAAUUAGAAUAAAAUAGGGCAGGAUUGUCAAAUCAUAGAAAACAGAAUGGAGGGGUAAAUCAAGUACAUACUAGUGGUAAAUAUUUCAGAGGUAAAACCAAAGAAAAAUGUGGAUAAUACUUUCAGCCUUAUGAGACAAUUGGAGGUUGAGGUCUGAGAGGCCAGUGUGUUUAGGGAGACCGAUGGUUAUGCUCUUGUAAAAAAAUAUGAUAAAAAAAUAAGCAGACAUUCUGGUACUGGUGCGUGUCUCCCCCCGGUGGCUGCAACUGACACUGGACACUAAAAACGGACAUCUGUAGGCUUCUCUGACAGGACCUUGAUGUUUAUGUUUAUGUUUUUUUAUAAUAUUCAGCUUUACAUGUUUUUAUUUCUAAAGUAGAUUAAAGCAGGUUUCACUUAGUCUUGAGUUAAAAAUGAGGUAUACAACAGCUCCCUUAACCCAGCUAGUUACCCCAGACUUACUGGUGCCGUUCUGCACUUUCCCUUUACACCCACCACACAGGGGGGUAGACCACAUGCAUCAACACAGAUCCACUUCUAGAGAGAGAACCAGAGAGAGAUACACAACUUCACAAGUCUUAUACUCAGAGGAAACACCUAUUCAAUAUUAUCAUCCCCUUCUUCCCUUGAAUGAUUUUAUCAUAAUCUCAUCUUUCUCUGUAAACUGAAAACGCACCAUCAUGGUCUGCAGUCAGCACUCCCUUCUCUCAAUCACACACACACACACACACACACACGCACGUGCGCGCACACACACACACACACACACACACACACACCUCUGCUGGAGUUCAGUUAUUAGUAAAGCUUUUCUAUAGGUAUUCCGACCUGUAUGAGUCACCCCUAAAAUCAUAGGUUGCAACAUAACCACGACAGAACAGCACUCUCCCAAAUGAUGCCUAAAAUACACUGUAGAUUUUCAGCAAAGACCUAUGCACUGAGUGAGCUAGCUAAACACAAAAGCUAGUGAGGAGGUAGCCUCUCUCACUAGAUUACUCUCAUACACUGUCGCACAAACAACAAUAUGCUACAAUGCUUGUCUUCUAAAUAACAAUAAGGCAUAAAUGUCAAUGUUAAUCUUUUGUCAAACCUAGAAAGACAGUGAUCUUGCCCUCUCAUGCUAUACAAAACAAUUAAAGGCAUAAGUAAUAAAAAAAAACAUUCAAAUGAUUGUUAAAAACAGCACAUCAAAUCAAAUCCAUAGUAAACCAAACAACCAGACAAAAAAAAUGUAAGAUUAAGAUCAGGCGCAUCAGUCUGUUUGUUCCCCUAGCAACUGCACAAGCAGGGACUGUCCGAUUGAAGCACCACAGCAAGCCUCUCUCACUCAAGAGACCACACCCACACAUGUAAUGGGCACAGGUGUCCGCAAAUCACGCACCAAGGGGGUGCGGUCAAAGUUUUUGGUCUUGACAUUAAUAAAAACGUUUUUUUUAAAAGUUUUUUUUUGUAUAAGCAUGACAAAACAUUACAUUCAGUCUUGAUAACAUACUAGUUCAAAUAUAAAAUAUGAAUAUCUUACAUAAGUUGUAUAUAUAUAUAUUUAUCUCUAAUCCUUUAGUCGUUCCUCAGAUAAAUAUUUCAGUAACUUCCCAUGUUGCCGAUGGCCAAUGGUUCACGACUACAAACAGCAACUACAAGUCCCAUUCGGCCUGCCAUGACCUCAAGGACAGAAAACCAGUGAAGUGAGCAGCAUCGAGACAUCAACCCAGCCGCAGAGAGAAAGGCUUUCACUUUGCUUUGGCAAGGAUCACAAAAUAAUGUCAAACCUGUUCAAACCUGGAAAUACCCCAUAAGUAGUAGUACUAGAAAAUAGCAGUAGUAGUUUGUCCUAGUUUUAGAUAACGAUUACUCUUUUGUUUAUUUUUAAAUGGCAAAGCCAUUCGGUACUUGUACCAGUGGAGGCUGGUGGGAGGAGCUAUAGGAGGACGGCCUCAUUGUAAUGGCUGGAAUGGAUUCGAUGGAACGGAGUCAAACACGCCGUUUCCAUAUUAUUUAUAUGUUUGAUACCGUUCCAUUGAUUCCAUUCCAGACAGUACAAUGAACCCAUCCUCCUAUAGCUCCCCCCACCAGCCUCCACUGACUUGUACAUUCUACAAUAUUCUACGGGUGUGAGAUUUCUUAAAGUGAACCUAAUGUUUAAGUGAUGCUGAGGUAUUCCGUCAAAGUAAUUCACGAUUAGAAAAGGAGCACAUACAAAUGUAUUAGCGUAGAGAGAUGUCUCUGCUUUUUCAAACUAGGCAGUCAUUCAUCUGGUUACGUUAGGGCCGAUAGAAGAACACUAUUGUUGUGUGGGGUUGUUGUUUACGAAAGGGGCAGCUCGGUAAGGGCGGCACAGGGCUAACAUCUUUACUGGUGCUGACAGGGGAUGAGCCCCCAUAGUAAAGUUAGUUGGGCGAUGAGAGGAAGGAGAGAGGGCUUCAACCACGUGACCUGAGAGCUGCUAACAGGAUGUGGUUAGAAAGCUAGAAGAAGAAAACGUGCAGGUCCUUGUUCCUUAGAAGUGGGUUAGAGGCGGGGGUUGCCAAAAGGAUUCAAAUAGGUGGGUAUAAGAGAAGAAAACUUGUCAGUAGUAAUGUGUAGGUUAGUGAUCGUG
Messenger RNA from Oncorhynchus kisutch (coho salmon), 5223 nucleotides. RefSeq names its product high affinity immunoglobulin epsilon receptor subunit gamma. The coding region runs from base 131 to 595 and encodes 154 amino acids. The transcript has 7 exons. The record is from RefSeq and is a predicted model, not a curated record. Lineage: Eukaryota; Metazoa; Chordata; Actinopteri; Salmoniformes; Salmonidae.